AGCAUUGAAGAGAUGUGCCUGAGAAAAUAAAACGUUGUAAAGACAUACGUUUGGUUCCAAGGUCACAUUAAAAGACAAACAAACCUCAAUUGUAUUUUCAAUGUUUUCUUGGCUAGCAAAACCAUGAUAAUCCCAACCAAGAUAGGCAAUCUUCAAAGCAACAUGACGAACAUUGUAUCUAACUUGGUGAUAGGUUGAGCACUCAAAAUGGCGUCUGAAGAAGAGUCAGAAAAUUUUGUAGAAAUCAAUUACUACAUCGUUUUAAACGUCAGCAAGGAGGCUAGUACGGAAGAGAUUAAGUCAUCUUAUCGCAGAUUAUGUAAACUUUAUCAUCCAGAUCGGCAUGUUGAGCAAACAAGAAAAGAGCAAGCGGUAAAGUUUUUUAAUCAGCUGCAGAAGGCAUAUGAAGUGCUUUCUAAUGAAGAGAAGAGAGCAAUAUAUGAUAUGUAUGGACAGAAAGGGUUGGAUGCCGAUUGGCAGGUUAUUGCCAGACAAAGAACACCUGCAGAGAUUCAAGAAGAAUAUGAAAGAUUACAACGACAAAAGGAAGAAGAAAUGCUAAAUAGAAGAACAAAUCCUAAGGGAAGUUUUAUCAUUGGCAUUGAUGGAACAGAUAUCUUUGAGCAUUAUGAGGAUUAUAACGAUGAAUUUAGAUUGUUACCAAAUAUUGAAGUAACAAAGAUGAACAUAAACCAGUCAAUUGAGGCUCCAUUAACAAGCAAGGAUACAAUCACACUUGGUGGCAAUCUUGCUGUUCAAAAUGGUAAUGGUACAGGUCAUGUGUCUGCUGCUUGGCGAAGAGUUAUUUCUACAUUUUCUUGGGCUGAAGCUGAAUUUGCUGCUGGUAAUGGACCAUUGUUCCAAAUGAGAAUAUUUAAAAAUAUCUCCAAGUCCAGUUAUGGAAGUGCAUGUGUUGCUCUACAUGGACAAAAUAAAGGUUUUGGUGCUGGCAUUCAAGCAAUGGUUGCUAGGCAACUAGGAAACCAAACAACUGGAUAUAUGACAUGGAAAGCUGGUUCAGGUUCAUCUCUUGAGACAUCGCUGGUGAAGGAAAGUGCUAAUUCAAGAUUACAGCUUGGUCUUCAGCUUGGGAUCAAAAACUGUUUUGCUUCAUUUUCUUAUAACUACAAGAUUGCUGUUGAUACGACUGUGAGGACUGGAAUAAAAUUGGGUUUUUUGGGAUCUAAUGUGAGUUAUGGUGCAGAUCACAAGAUAUCUGAACGUAGUAAUAUUGGCAUGAGUGUUAAUGUUAGUACUCUAAGUGGUGUAACAUUGAAAAUAAGGUUGAAUCGUUCAAAUCAGAGUUUUGUUUUCCCUUUUUAUCUUUCUGAGUCCAUCUCUCCCAUGGCAAUAUUCUAUGGAACUGUGACCCCACUUAUCCUCUACUACUCCAUAAAUACUUUGAUUGUCAAACCAUUCUUAGCGCAAGCCAAACAAAGAGAGUCUAAAGAGAAGCAGGACAAAUUUGCUGAAAAAUUGUCAACGAUGAAAAAAAAUGCUGAAGAUUAUACUGAGUUAAUGAGAGAAACUUACGAAUCGUGCGUGGAGUGUGAACGCAAACGGCAUGGUCUCAUUAUCGUUAGUGCUUUUUACGGAAAAUUUUUAUCGUUCAGCGAAAACGAUCUUAACAAUCCCUACAGAAUGAAUAAAAUAAUUGAUGUAACCUUAGUCCUGCAAUGUCUUGUUAAAGAUUCUAAAUUAUAUUUACCUGAAGGCUCUAAGACUCAAAUUAGCGGUUUUUACGAUCCAUGUUUUGGUGAAGACAAGUCUCUUCAAGUGAGAUAUUUAUUUCGUGAUAUUUUACAUGAAGCAAUAAUUGACGACUGUCAGCAACUACGGAUUCCAAUAAAAUCUCACAGGCUACAGUCGACUGACUCAACGUAACGAGAUGAAGCGUUGUAGCAUUUCUUGAAUUUGAGAUAAGUCAGUAAAAGUUGAAUUUUGUCUUUUAUCCUGAUGAUAUUCUCAAACAUCUGUCCGUCAUUUUGAUUAUGCAUCAUAACUAAGACCAUGCAAUUCAAAAAAAAGUGUUUCAGAGGCAGCGCGGUCAUUUCCAAUAACGAUGAUAGCUACGCAACUAAAAUAGCGACAUAUUCUCACAAAAAUAUUUCAUCAUUUAUUAGAUGUUAUCAUAUCCCAUGAAACAGUAGGAAACGAUGGCAAAAAUAAACUGAAUCAAUUUUUGUAUUUGUUGAUAAAGUUUUAAAAAACGGAAUAAGUUUAUAAAUUUGCGAAUUUAAUGAAAAAAAAAAGGUUCACUUUUAGAGAUAUUUUACGACUUUGGAUAAAUUCUUGUUUCAUUAUUUCUGCCGUUGCUUUCUUUGUUGGAGAUUAAUUUAUUUUUUAAUUUUACCACGAUGGUAAUCAUUUAAAGCAUUAUCUAUAUCAAAAUACAUUUAUUUAAGAGGAAUAAAGCAAAAUGUUUGUAAAAAUUGAAAUCGUUGUUGUUGCCUUUGAAAAUGAUUAAAUGUUACGCAAUUUUUA
This is a messenger RNA of Xenia sp. Carnegie-2017, 2484 nucleotides long. Its product is annotated as dnaJ homolog subfamily C member 11-like. The transcript has 22 exons. NCBI's taxonomy places the organism in Eukaryota, Metazoa, Cnidaria, Anthozoa, Malacalcyonacea, Xeniidae. The record is from RefSeq and is a predicted model, not a curated record. Gene Ontology annotation, biological process: cristae formation. The coding region runs from base 208 to 1884 and encodes 558 amino acids.